This is a messenger RNA of Vitrella brassicaformis, 6135 nucleotides long. The record is from the annotation of a GenBank genome assembly. NCBI's taxonomy places the organism in Eukaryota, Vitrellaceae.
UCACACCAUCAAGGCCAGGUCGUCAGAGUCACACCCGAUGUCGGGCAGCGGGGGCAUGGAAGGAGCCAUCGAAGGAAGCAGUGGUCGACUGGCAGCACUCACGCCAGCAGCACCACCACAGAGAGGGCUACUUGACGGCUCGCUGUGACCGAGCUCGAGGUCACCAUCCGCCUCUCCCCUUCCCUCCCGCACACAUGGGCUGCCGUCUGACGCAAUGGAUGGCGUUGCUGCGGCGGCGGAUGGGAGGGGGCAAGCCGAUGCAGCAGGGGCAGCUGAUGGUGUCUUGUUCUUGUGUCGCUUCUUCUUCUUGGCCUUCUUGCCGCCCUCGCCCCCCUGCUGCCCGCCCACACCAUGCUGCGGCUGGUCCUCAUCGCUGGAGAAGUCCACCCCCAGAGCCUUGCGCGCCGCCCGAGCACGCGCCUCCGCUCGCUUCAGCCGCUCCUGUGCGACCGCGUUGUCCUUGGGCGGCUGGUCGCCUCUCUUCUUGUUUUUCUCGGCCUCGCGGGCGGCGUUCUGCUGCAUGAUGUCGUGUUUGUGGCGCAGCUCGUCGCGCUUGCUCUCGAAGCGGGUCGGCUGCCGGCCCUUGCUGGUAUGGGGGUCCUCCUGAUGCGACUCGGCGCAGCCGGACACCCCCUGCGACUCAUCAAGCACGUCUCUCAUGGCCUUGCGAAGCUUCUCGGGUACGGCUUUCUCGAGACGAGCUGAAUGAAGCGAAGGAAAGGCGGCCAGCGGUGUGUUCGUAUGUCUUUGGUGUCGGUAUGCCUACCGAUCUCCUCGACCAGCGUGGCUUUGGCCGCGGUGUUCUUGCCGAUCUGCUCCGUGAGGCUGGUGAUCUGGCUGUCGAUGCUGUCGAUGUCGGCAUCGGCGGCGGCCGGCUUGUUCCUCUGGGCCUCGAGGUCGUUGAGCUUGGUCUGAAGCGUCGCCUGCAGCUUCGCAAUGACGGCAAACCGCUUGAGCAUCUCAUUCAAAGCCUGUAAUGCAUCUCGUCGGGGCACCAACCUGACGGCCUCUGCAGAACGAACCACAGCAACGAGGCUAUGCAUCCACUCUAGAUGGAUUCCGGCCCCACCGGUCCCUAACUUACCAGCAAGGUCAGAGUGUGCUGUAUCGACAUGCUCUUGAGUGAUGCUGUUGAUGGCAGGGGCGUCCUUGAGAGCCUCGAGUUCAUCUACACACUCGUGAUACUUGGGCAGGUCAGCCGCCGUCACAGAGAAGGGGUUCUGGAAGCCAAAUGUCGAAUCGGGGCCGCGCUUGUAGCAGAAUAGGCUGCUGACGUACAGCAGCAGCAAUAAGGGGGCCUUGCUGGCGAGGGUGUUCCACCACGUGGAGGGGGCGAGAGCGUCGUAGGAGCUCGCCAAGACCCCACACAGGUGCUGGGGGAGACGCGACGAGGGGCCGACAUAUCGCUCAUCAGGGACGAAUUUGGAAUCUGUACAGAUAGGAGGCAGGUGGGCACGGGGAAGUGCUGCCGGUAGCUUCGCUAGUUGGCUCACGUGUGAAGAUGACUGGCUGUUCGUAGGCGUAUUUCUUGUUGGUGGCUUCGAUAACAUUAAUGACCGCGACAGGAGACCGAGGGCUGGCGACAUUGGCGGCGACAGGACGGGUGGCGACAUUGGCGAAAGGCACAUCUGCAUCGGUCCACAGGCACAACCAAGUAGUCGCACGAGCUGCCAUGCCCUCUCUGCACAUUCACGUACCACUGAGGCUCAGGACGAAUGGCGGUUUGCGUCUGGCCUCUUUCUCCUUGGCCUGCAGCCCCUCCUCCCUCCUCUGCCGUGCCGCCAUCCGUCGGUCCUCCUCAGCUGCGUCAGCCGCCGGCGGCAGGCGAGCGUCAUCGGCGGCCCACUGACGCUCCUUGACAGCACGCGCGGCUUGCAGCUCACUCUCACGCUCAUCAUCUCCCUUGGUGACGGCCCCAUGCACCAAUGACGCAAAGUCGCCACUCGACAGGAACUGCUGGCUGAAGAAAUUGCCCAGCGCAACCCGUGCUGAGGAACAAACAAAUGGAGCAGAUUCAUGUACGCGACGGUUGCUUGGUGGCUUCGUACAUCGCAGAGUGAGGUACGAUGGUGUGAGGUCCUUCAAUGCGAAUUGGAGGAAGGACUCAGUGGCGUUUGCGGUGGCAGGCAGAUCCAGGAACCUGGAGGGACACACCGUCAGCUACAUGCACACUCGCAGACACACGGGGGUAUGUGGCCUACUUACUUGAGAGUGCGUCCAUUGGGGUUGGUCUUGAGGCCAGCCGUCGCGGCCGACAUGACUAUGUCCUCAACGACGGGCAGCGUCAACUUGCCAACCGAACGAAACGAUAGACAGAUCCCCUCGCACGCAAUGGUGCCGAAGAGGCGCUCCAGCACUCUCUGCCGACAUCAGAGAUGCCACCAGAAAAGGGUGUCAUCAAGGCCACCUCGCUGUGGCCAGUACUUUUCACCUGCAAUUGGUAGUACCGAUCGGCCUCGCCCUCAGACUUGGUCAACGCGAUAUUUGACAGACUCAGAGCUUCAAACGACCUGCCACAGAGGCCCUGCAGGCGAUACGACGUACACAAGCCCUAAUCAAUACGAUGGAAUCUCCUUGUUUUUUCGACGCACCUCGAGCAAGUUUAGACAAGAAUUGAACGACAUUCGACAUAGAGAGAUUGUCAUCCUUCUGUACACACCCAACGGCCUCAGUGAAUGCUCCGUUGUCUCAUUCCCUGUCCUGCGCCCAUACCUGAGUGUCGUGAAGGGUCUUUCUUUCUUGUCGUCCCCCGAGUCGGCCGUCUGCCUCUCUUCUGUCGUCUCCUGACGAUCCUCCUUGGGGUCCGCCGGCACGGCUGCCGACGUUGUGCUGGGGACGCGGGUGAUGUCACGCGAUGGUGACGAUGGCGGCGGGGAUGCACUCUCACUAAUGCUGCCUUUGCCGUCUCCUUCUGGCUGGUCCUUGAGCAGAGUGGCCAGCCGGUCGGCGAAGGCAGGGCUCAUAUUGGCAUUAAGCAUGAAUAGCCCAAGAAGAGAGGGCAGGCGGCCGAUGGCGUCGGCGAGUUGGGCGCACUCGUCAUCAGGCAACUGAGUCAAAUCCACACCUGAGCGGCACACACACCUUGACAUUUACCGGCAACCUUCGUGUUCUCUUGUGACCGGCUUACCGAUCAGCCUGAGCGUCAUGAGUCUGUCGGCCCUCUGGAGGAAGCCGAUGAGGUCGCUGAUGUCAUCGGAGGUCGGCGACCACUCCCAGUGGAUCGACAAGCCCAACAUCAUGUCGGGUGAAUACCUGACAGCAAGAAUCAAGCCGUGGACACAAGUGAACUGCUGUCCAUCAUCUCUUUACAUCAACCUACCUGGCCAGUGCCGCUGCCAGCCGAUUUUUCUUGCUCACUGUGAUCGAUGCAUCUGGCGCCAGCAGCUCGCGAUUGGCACACGAUGAGAUGCAGCCAGUCGAACGGACGGGACACAGCCUAAACCCAGCCAGCACGAAGUGGUCAUGGAGUGCAGGUUCGUCUGUCUGUGUGUGAAUGACUGUUUACGCGUCUAGCAGACUUCGACAUGAGACCGCCAGCAUAGCGACUUGUGCGACAGCGAAGUGCGACGGCCCAGGAAGCUGGUAGAUGGUGUGGAGGACUCGCUUGUCCACCCAACAACGCACCAUGCAAUUCUGAUAGACACGCAGAAGAGAUGUGAGGGGUCGAUCGUAUAUGGUCGCCCCCCACCUGCUUCUUCUCCUGUCGUGCAGCCUCUCUCUGCGGGUCGUGGUACGAUGAGGCCCACCGAUCGAUCGCCAGCUGCUUCAAAGAACACACACACACACACAGUGGCAGGCAGUGAUUGAUCGUUGCACGGGAGUGCGGCAGACCUUGCGAUGGCGAAACUUGGCGAAGAAAUCCAAAACCUGCAGCCAUAGGUGCACACAGGUGUACAAGUUUGUGGGUUUGUGUGUUUUUGACACUUCACUCACCUCCUGUAUGAGGCUGUCUUGUGACGCCGCCGUGGGCGGCCCAGACAGGGCAUGGAUGUUCACCUGCAAAUGAAGGGCGUCACUCACAGCAAGAGACACACACAUCGAUGUCGCCGCGGAUUCGGCCAUCUUUUGACCUUCCGGACCUGCAGAAUCCGUUCGACUAUCGGGUUGUCUUUGCUCUUGCCACUCGUCACCUGCCGAUCCCAAUAGCUGCACACAUGAAGACAAUUCACUCGGUGCACUCAAGACACGAAGGACAGACGCACCGGGCAAGGCUGUCCAGGACGCCCAGCAUCAUUCUGACGUCGUUGCCGCCACUAGCGAAGGCUGCAGGUUGUGAAACGCCCAGCCUCACAGCCCUCGACAGCAGGGAGCACAUGAGCUCGGCCAGACCCUCACACGAAGCAUACUGAAGACAAGUGAAGACAGGAUUACUGAGUCUCCAUACACACAUGUCGUAUACAUUGAUGUGUUGGCUGACUGACCGUCUCUCUAUCGAUAAGCAGAUCGAUCAGAUAGAUGGAUUUCGAUACGAUAGAUCGGUAGAUAUAUCGUCCAUGGCUUGCAUCGUUGGCAAAUCUGCUGCUCUGCAGGAUGCUCACAGCUGCCGAGAGGAAGCCCGCAUGCGCAACACGCUCGCAGUAGCCACAUUCUGAGGAAAGACAUGCGCACACAAGACAUCAAUAAGCGGCAUGGACCAUGCACCAUUGCUCACCAGCCAUUGCCACUGGCACGUUUAGACAGAGCAAGACGAUCAAAUCCGGCCACUCACAGGCGGCGUGGUCCUUCAGCAUUGUGGCUAUCUUGCCCAGGGCAGCGGGGCUCGCUGACACACCACGGCAUAUAGACGCCAACACACCUGCAUCCACACGCAUACCCACACACGCAGUACUAAUCUUACGAACCAACGAGCUCUCUCGGCAUCCACGUGUCCCACACCUGGCUCAGAGGGGGAGCCGCGGCGGGCGUGUGCGCAGAUGAUGCCUACUAGCCGCGAUGCCCUCAACAUAGCCGCUUGAUCAGUGCUGGUGACCAGUGUCUCGACGAGCGCAUCAAUGUGGCAGAACAAUGCUGCUGAAACGCCCCCACAUCCUUAGCCGUUGCUGAACGACGCACCGAAGACACACAGAUACGUGGAAAGAUGACAGCAACUUUUGCCGGCACCUUGAAGUCUGCUGGUGAGAAUCACUACCACAUCUACCCCGAAGACCUCGUCCGAUAGUGUCAGCCUCCCCACGGUCCCCUCCACCAAGACACCAAACAGCGGCAGCCACUCAACGCCAAAGGGAUACCCAGCCUCAUUGAGCCGCUUAAGAAAGCGGGCUGCCGCAGACUGAUGUGAUGGCUUGCUGCUGUCAUUGAAAAUGGCGACAAUGCAGCUGACGAGGCCCAAAGACCCCCGCUCUCGGUGAGCCUUGUCCUUCUUGGCCAGCGAACCCACGAGUCCCUUGACCGCCGGGUCGUUAUCCGGCAGCGAGGUCGUGAGUUUCUCCAAGUGGCUCACGAAGGGGUCGAUGUCAUGAGCCAGCAGGGCAUCAGCAGCGAGGGACAUGAUGGCAACAGCAUCAGAGCCCGACGUCUGGCCCUGCCGCGAGCCGGCCGCGUGCUGCUGGUCGGGUGUGAUGGGGGAGAGGGUGGAGGGAGGAAAUGGGCGAGAGGGACCCGCUGGUUGGCGACCCACUGAUGCAGCUGCUGCGGCGACUGGCGACGGGUCGAUGGAGCGAGUGAGGUUAGCGACCUGCUGCUGCUGGGCGCAUACGGAGAUGCCGAAAGCAGUGGAGGGCUGACGGCUGCCGUCCUGACAAUCACACCCACAAAUCUCACAUAUGCACACACCUCCCUCGUGUCUGUCUGUCUGUCUGUCUGUCUGUCUGUGCAUGUGUGUCCGUACCGAUAUGGCGUCCGCAGUGAUGUCACCCUCUCCGGACCCACCGCCGUGCCCCGCGCCUCCCAUCAGCGCCGAGCCCCCUUCCUGCUGCUGCAUGGGGACGCCGCCCACAACUGAUGUGUCGGCUGCUGGUGAGGCGAUGGGGAUGAGCUGCAUGGCCUGAUCCUGGGGGACGGAUGGCUGCUGCUCAUUCAGAUGUUUGUCGAUGGCCUCACUAGAGAUCGGCGAGCGCUGGAUCCCGUUGGAUGGCGAGCCCGCAGGCAAUUUCUCCAUUAGCUGUUGAGAGUUAGCUUCGUUGCUGUCAGUCGCAG